CGCGUCUGUGGCUCGACGAAUGUAAAAUACGUAAGCGAGUGGGCACUGUUUUGUCCAACGAAUUUAGGAAAGAAAGCUUCGGAGAUGGACAAGAAAGAUUCGAUAGAUAACGUGGAAAUGCGCCUUCAGGCUUUGGAGAAUCACAUAUAUGGAGAAAGAAGAAAUAAAAAUGCGAAACCUUUAAAGUGUGCAGAGGCUCUAGCCAGAAUCCAGGCCGACCUGACGAACACGGCCAACAAGAGAGAGCGAGUCAAGAUUCUUCACAAGAAAAUUGAGGACCUGAUGAAGUACUUGGACCCGCAAUUCACCGAUCACAUCGCUGUGCCCGACACCAUGAAGCUGGAGUUUAUCCUCGCUGAGGAGGACUUCCUGCUCUCCCAAGCUGCUUUGCUGGAGCAGAUUAGCAACCUGCAGCCAAUGCUGGAGAGCACCUACAUCCGAGAUGUUCCUGAGCACGCUACAAAGCUCCAGCGUCUGUCCCAAAUUCAUAUCAAACAGCAGGACCAGACGGAUGCUCAGUCGUUGGAAGUCAAGCAGCUUUUUGACGAAUACGACAAAAUGAUGUCCCUGCUGUCCAAGCAGUUCGCCCAAUGGGACAAAAACCUGAGGAAACUGGAGGAGGACAAGGGCAUCCGGCCUGUGGAGUAACACACACUCAUUAUGAGGAGGAAGGCAUGUGACCUGAACUUGAGUAGCUUUUUAACAUACAAACUACGCAAAAUGUCCAAAGUCAUUUUUCAGUGAUUGCAGUUGCUAGACAGAAAAAAAAAACACAAGUUGUGUGACUCUUAAUCAGUCAUCUGGAGGAUUUUACUCACCCGUCCUCACGGGACAACUUGGUCAUCCUGCUCUUAUUUAUUUUUACACGUGCUACUCCAAAAAGUGUGUUAUUAGAUUUACUCGCAUUCCGACUUGAGUCAUAAGACUAUUAGCGCCUGACCUGCACUAAACAUUGAACUUUCCGUUUGUCUCCUGAGAAGACAACAUGUCACUACAUGACUGCGGUUGAUUAAAAUGUUAAUAAAAAUAAAAAUUUCUAUUGGACUGUUCCUGCAGGAUGGAUGACU
Messenger RNA from Corythoichthys intestinalis (scribbled pipefish), 1067 nucleotides. Its product is annotated as dynactin subunit 3-like. NCBI's taxonomy places the organism in Eukaryota, Metazoa, Chordata, Actinopteri, Syngnathiformes, Syngnathidae. The record is from RefSeq and is a predicted model, not a curated record. The transcript has 7 exons. Gene Ontology annotation, cellular component: dynactin complex. Gene Ontology annotation, biological process: cytoskeleton-dependent cytokinesis. The coding region runs from base 85 to 648 and encodes 187 amino acids.